Molecule: messenger RNA, 1306 nt
Organism: Vollenhovia emeryi
Lineage: Eukaryota; Metazoa; Arthropoda; Insecta; Hymenoptera; Formicidae
Exons: 3
Coding region: 107-559 (150 amino acids)
Source: RefSeq, a predicted model, not a curated record
UAGAAAGUGACAACGUGACUCGCGUGAUUGUUCCUUGCCUGGCCUAGUUAAGUCUAAUCUACAAUGUGCCUUCUGCGCCUAGGAACAUUCUAUUUUAUAUAAACAGAUGAAAACGCUCAACAAAUUUGUCAACAAUACGCAGAGAGCACAUUGUAGAUUAGGCUUUAUGGUCGAUUCUGGCGAUCGUGGCGAAAGGCAGAGUCAUUGGGCGUCUGGAAGGUGGUCAGGCAUCGCGGAUCCUAAAUGUCCCGAUGAGCAUCAUAUAUCCGAGAGCUGUGGCUCUCCUGGGCAACGCUUUGAAAGUGGACGUUCUAAAAAAAGUCAAUACGCCCCGGCAGAAAAUAAUUCAAAAGAUUUUAGAUGCCGGCGAAUAUUAUUUUUCUUCCUCCGUAGCAGAAAUGUCCAUCCACGAUCUGCGCCAAGACCUGCCCUCAAAAUCGAAUUCUUGUGGUCUUGUAAAAUUAGCAACCUGUUAAAUCGGUUUUUCUUAACUUUCUUUCGUUACUACUAUUUAUUAAUAUCAUUUCGCAUUCUUUAUAGACAAUUGAGUUCGACGUGAUCGUUUUUCAUUCUUUCUCUGCGUGCGCACAGUUAUCGAAUUAAAUAUGUGUGAUACAACAAAAUUUAUUAUAACAUUUUAGUUCUUAUUAAUAAUUUAUAUUAUAAAUUCGUGUAUAAAAUACUCAAAGGGCAGAAAAAGACUUAGGCCCGUACACCGAACCCUAAUUUAUCAAUAAAGGCGCCUCUAACAGUGGCUUGUAGCCAAUCAGGUUUAUUAGCCACUUUGAGAGACGCUUUUAUCGAUAAAAGAGGUUUGAAAAUACAGGCCUUAAUCAUCUUCAAAUGACUGAUUUUAAACCUUGAACCUUAGGAUGUCACGACUUCACAGAAUAAAUUCUUGUCCAUUUUUUUACUUUUGUACAAUCAGAAAGCAAACAUUGAGAUAAAUAAAAUAAUAUAGAAACUUAUGAAAAUAUAAUGGAUGGAAUUUUAUUUAAAGGCUUUAUUUCCGUAUUUUUUUAUUCAAUCAUCAUAUAAUAGAAAGGUGUUUACACUGUUAGCUAUUAGCUCUCAACAAAAUUUGUAGAUAUUUCCAUUCAAUGUAUAUUCUUCUGAGAUCACUAUAAUAUAUAACGAUUCCAUAGACAUGUAAGCUGCCUUUACAUUAUGAUUUUACAUACAUUUCUGUUCCGAAGAAUUACUUACUUUUGAACUAAUUUUAAGCAAUUAAUCGAACUAUUAGAAUAAAUAAAAGAUUCGGUUAAUUUUUAUUACGAGUAUUUAUAUCUUUAUUUAUUAAAUAAUU